AUGCACGCCUCUGUUGCUUGUUCCUUCCUUCUCUCUUUCAUUCUCUCGAUUUUCACCAUAACUGUCCGUGCUGACAACGCUUCAACCAUAUCAAAGCCGACUCCAUUCAAAUUAAACGACAAGGCAAUAGUCUGCAAUGUGGUAAACUCGCCCCCUGACGAAGCCAUCAAAUCACUUGAAAGGACUCUAGUGGAAACGUUGGAGAAAAAAUUCGAACAGCUUAUAGCCGCAGUUAACAAAACAGCUGAAGGUGCAGUUAGCAAAACAGCUGAAGGUAAUCUAUCCGAUUAAUUCCUUGUCACCAAUUAUUCCACUUGAACUGAAUUGUUUCUUUAUCUCUUCUGUUUUCUUCCUCUAGCUUCAUGUAAAGACAUCUAUGACAACCACAAGUGAGUUCUAUGAAUUUCUUUUAUUUUCACCUUUAAGUUCGUCCCCGAACAUAAUUUAGUGACCUUACAAAGACACUUUAAAAAAGCUGAAACCUGUGUAACACUGGCAUCGACAGUAUUUUCAAGGCUUUACCGUCUUUACUAUAUUGGUGAAGAACAGGCUAUCAAGAAAGACGACUAAAACUUGAACAAUGCUCUUGCGGUGAUUCCGUAACUUUGUGUAAUCUUUCAGAACAACCUCGCGAAGUGAGAGCAAAACACCCCGGGAUUUACCUUUGUUCUUUCAAUCACGCACCUUUAACACGCGAAUUUUCAUCUUAAAAUUUCUUCUUAGUGUUUAUGAAGCAUCCCUGAACUGGAACCAAUUAGGGUUUUGACGCAAACCCAACACUGAAUGUAAAUCGUUUAGUUUGUUUUACGAUCUGAUGUGAAAAAGAAGCAGUCAAGAGAAUAUACAGUUUUUAAAAUAAGAUUACUGGCUGAUUAAUUUGCGACUGGAUCCAUCAGAAUAAACUGAAACACUUUAGUGGACGAAAAUAAUCGCGUGCGUUUCAAAAUUCGUGGACUUGACUGCCACGCAACUUGCAUUGUACUCAAUUAAAAAAAAUGUAAACCAGCAGUUACAAACAAGACAUCCCGUUUCGAGGAAGGAGAUUAAGAGGUUCGUUUUUAUUUGAAGUAGGAGGAAAAUUUUUAGACAAAGAUCGUCGCGUUACAGCGUAAAUAUUAUAUGUAUUAAGCCACUACGACUAUGAGAAGCAAGUUUUGACGGGGAAAAAAAAAUUUAGAUUGUCGGAACUGGAAGUGCUCGAGUUAAGGAAUUAGAAGUAGACUGCGACCGAAUUUAAACUUGGGCUUUUACACAGGUAGUCCAAGUAACUACUGACUGAAUACAUAUGGUGUUCCUCUUUGUAAGGUCCGAAGGAAACAAACCUUACCUCUUACUGGUAAGCCCCCAGAAAAAGGUGCCCGUGUACUGUCACAUGGCAAGCCUGGGUGCGUGUGGAGGUGGCGGUUGGACGCAGGUCAUGAAAAUAGAUGGCGAUAAGGUGUGAAGAGUUCGAAAGUGUACCUGGGCAAUUCGUUCACAAAAUUUCUCAAGUUAGCGUUUUAAGAAAGGGUUAUUUCAAAAUAAAGAAGCCGUCUAUAAUUCAGUAGGUCUCGAGACAAUUUUGCGUAAGACUGGACUCCAAGAUGCACAACAAUCAUUCUUGCGUUAGAGUGACGUCGACGUGUAAACUAAAAUAUCUGGCCUACGUGUAGACAUAUCAAACUCUUUCCCCAGCGCGACGAACAUUUGUUUUUCUCGGUUCCAGGUGUACGCGACCACUAAGCCUUCGUGAUGCACAAACAUGAUCUCUGUUGCGAAUUUUCAAAAUGGCGGACAGGCUAAAGAGGGAAAUAAAAAAAGCAAAGCGAUUUUGCAACAAAUACUUGACAUAAACCCCCGUUAGAAAGGCGAAUCCACAAUAGAAAGAUACAAAACUGUAUGAUAUUGAGAUAAGGGAGGUUGACAAAAUCAACAAGAGAGGUUGAAAAUUCAUGACGUUGGCUAUAGCACAUGCUUCGAUGAAUGGACACCCUUCAGGGCCGAUAGAGGAUCUGGAUAUUUUCCGUUUGUUCGCAGCGAAAAGCUGUUCAUUCCCUCGGAAAACUUUCUAGAGGAUAGAAAAGAAUCGUUCCAUGGCCAACUUGCUCGUGAAAUAAAGAAAAAGCUUUGGUCUGGACGGCGAGAGGACCCUGAUAUAAACAUAGACCUUAAUGUUGACCAAGAUGUUUUCAUGGAAGGUGUUGGGAGUGUUUUGCCCGGCGUUCUUCAACGAGGGAAGAUGGUUUACCAAUCGGAGUCAAAUAGGGUGCUUGAUUCAUAUCUGGGGCUGAAGUGGGAUGAAAGAAUUUUAAAUGUAGCUGAAGAUUUUGCCUAUGUAAUUCCAGGAACUAUUAAGUAUUGGCUGGGACAAAGAAGUCCAAUCAUUGAAUACAAGCUCAUCGUUGUAGGUGUUCUUAAACCCUUUCAUAACCUGCUGCCUCCAGGAACUGAAUCCUGUUUUUCUUCAGAAACAGUUCUUUGAGGGCAUCAACCCCUUUGUGAAUUGUGGAUCUGAAGAAAUCUUUAGAAGCUCUAUUAUUGUAUUUUUCCAAGCCUUGCUGUGUGUAAUAUGCUAUGUUCUGAUAAAGUGACAGGAACUCAGGAACAUGAUAACAUAGUGCAUGCAUGUAGAGAGUGACAUCUUUUGCUUGUUAAACUUUGAGAAAGUGCUCAAACCAUAAUUUGCUAUUUCUUUGCAGUUCAAGAAUACCCUCUUCAUAUGUAAAAUCUAGCCUCAAAUCACCAAUUAUGUCCAUAAAUUUAGCUCAGAUCACUUGUAUGUCUUUGUUUUGACAAGCAUAGGUCAGACUUUUUAUAUUCUGAAAGAGUUUCAACUUUUCUGGUUCAGUAAGAUCUCUAUAUUCCAGCUUUUUGCUCUCUUUGUUGAUUCUAAAAUUAAAAGUGAUUCCCAUACUUUUGAUAAAUUCUUCAUAACAUGCCAUGUGUUUAUAUUUAUCUCUUGGGAAUCUAUCAGAGGUUUUUUUUCUUGUAAACAAGUUAAUCAAAACAUCUGAAAUCCUCAGAAAAAAAAUGUAAUAUAUCUAUGAUGACAAGGUCCAUAGGUAUAAAAUCAAAUAAUGGUUGUGCCUUACAGUUUAAUUUCCUUCCAGUGGAAAACCUUGCUAUUUCGGUGACAGUUCUAGCACCAAAUUUGGGGUCAUUAAUUGACCAUGUUUUGCUUGUGUCCCACCAUUGCUCCCUGGGACACUUGCACCACACACAAGCAUAAUCCUCAUUUGCCCUGCCCAAACCACAUACCAGUGCUAAAAAUUUCAAAUCUCCACCUAAAAGUAUUCAAUUUUAUAGGUGCAAUUAUUUGCACUUAUCUCCUUUAAGUUUGACAUUUCCAUUUGAAGGUCUGCUAGGCUGUCUCUCAGAUUAUGAUAUGUCUCUGUAGUUUUUAUAACAGCAAGUACAUAAUUUCCCUUCUCAGCCAUUGCCACAUCCUUUUCAUUGAGAAUAGUAAAUGUGAAGUUGACAACUGUAAGCCGCUUUCCAAUAUUUGUACCAUCACCGCUAAGCUUGAUCUUAAUAGCUUCUCCAUCAUUGAUUUCUCCAUUCUUCUGAAGCCUAACAAUGUGCUCUUGCAAACUUUCUGCAAAUCCUAGCUGAACUCCUUCAGCAUCUCCUGGUGUUGGUUUCAAGUUCCAUUUACUGUUUAGCUCAUUAAUUCGCUUCUUGAUGGAAUAUGUAUUGGGGAGACCAUUAGCCUUAAUGGCAAUUUCAUGCCAGGCCUAAUUUGAAAUAUUGAAUUUAUCUUUGAGGUAGAGCCACAUAUUUAUGUUAUCAAUGUCAUAAUUAUCAAGGGCCUUUGGGUCAGACUCUGUAAAUGGUAGCUCUCCCUCUCCAACAAGAUUGAAAGUUUCAUAUUGAUUAGUCUCAGUGUUGAGGACUUCAAUUUUGGUUGCAACAAAAUUGUACAGCCUAAGGAAAGAGAGUGUAGUUUGGCACUCGUCCUUCAGUUGGUUUUUAAUUCUCUUUUGAUGGUGCUUAGAAUAGUCAUUAAACUUCUUCUUAGCAGGGCCUCUACCUUUUUUCCCAUUUUUAAUCACUUUUUUGGCCAAUUGAAUAAAUUUUUUCUUGUAGAAGGCCCCUUUCUUCUCAGCUUUCUCGAGAGCUUCUCGGGCUUUUUCAUCCACUCGCAAUCGCUUUGCCUUCUCCUGUACCAACGAUUCUUCUAAUUUUCUUUUUUCUCCCCUUAACUGGCUGUUCUCAUCUUUAAGCUGAUGCACAUCAACCUCGUUGUAAUACACCUUAAAUCGAUACCGAGGGCCCGCUUCCAAAUUGCUAAGAAGUGCAUUUAAUUACCUUCCGCCACGAUUACUAGCUUUCUUGACAGCUUUCUGAAGGCUGAAUAUUUUCUUUCUGAAGACUUCUGAAAUGCGGCUAUUGAUUAUUACACCUCGUAUACCUGAUUGCUCAAACACUUUGUUUACGAUCGUUGAAAGGACCGACUCAUGGUUUUCUCCGUCUUCGUCUUUACAUUGCUUUGACAUAGUAUAGAUUAGUAAGCUGAAACGAAAAAUUAAUCGGGGAAGUUUACGAAAAAUACAGCCAACAAGCUUAGAAAAGGCAUUUAUGUAGACUUCAUACUGCGACAAACUUCACAAAUCUUACUUGUUUAUCUCGUAAGUAAACGAUGGCAGAUUAAUUCCCGAAGCGCUCUCUGAUUUUCCAGAUCCCUCUCCUACUGCUUUCACGCUUACAAAACAGGAAAAAAUCAAAAAAAGAGGAAGAUACAGCUGUUUUGAAACGCCAUUUGACGAGGGUAAAUCUGCUUUUUGUUCGACACUUUACAUACCAAAGCCAGAGAUUCCAACCCUCCCGAUUUGAUGUCUUGCCUCCCGCUCUCCCGAUUUUUACCAAAUUCUCCCGAUUUAUCAUAAAAUUAUGAAAACUAGGGGAAAAUUGCUAAUCUUUAGAAUUUUUGGCGAUCUGUCACUGUGAAACACUCAUAUUAUACUUACUUUCUUCGCGAAGAGCAUUAAGGUAUGUUAUAACUCAGGCCGGAAUGAUGUCAAAAUUCAGGAAAUGGCACUUGAGAGAACCUAAAUUUGCAAAAUUUCCCGGGGGCAUGCCCCCUGACCCCCCUAAAAGCUCGCGCCUUUGGCACUAAUAAUUACUCCCUAUUUUCCAUCACAUGGGGUUGGAAUCUCUGCAAAGCAAAGGAAAUUUGUUACUCUUUUUGAUUCUGGCGGUACAUUUUUAAUUUGCGCCUGCGUAAAAGAGGUAUCGUUUGAGACCCUUCGCUUGGUUGUGUUUUGAUCAAAAACGCCUUGUUAAUUUCACGCAACCGCUCGGAGAAAAGGUAAAAAUGACGGGGGUAAAUCUGCUUUUUGUUCGACACUUUACAUAUCAAAACAAAGGAAAUUUGUUACUCUUUUUGAUUCUGGCGGUACAUUUUUAAUUUGCGCCUGCGUAAAAGAGGUAUCGUUUGAGACCCUUCGCUUGGUUGUGUUUUGAUCAAAAACGCCUUGUUAAUUUCACGCAACCGCUCGGAGAAAAGGUAAAAAUGACGGGGGUAAAUCUGCUUUUUGUUCGACACUUUACAUAUCAAAACAAAGGAAAUUUGUUACUCUUUUUGAUUCUGGCGGUACAUUUUUAAUUUGCGCCUGCGUAAAAGAGAUAUCGUUUGAGACCCUUCGCUUGGUUGUGUUUUGAUCAAAAACGCCUUGUUAAUUUCACGCAACCGCUCGGAGAAAAGGUAAAAAUGACGGGGGAAAAACUUUACCUUCAAGUUAGAAAAUUAGCGAAAUAGAAAGCCAAAAUAUUAUAGUUUAAAAUUUCAGAGGUACAUUGAGUGCUUUUUCCGUAGAGAAUUCGCACGAUGGUAAAAUAUUCGAAAAUUACACUCGAUUUGAGUGGGGUGUUGAACUGGGCGUGGUCGCUAUAUUCAUGUUAAGACUAUUUGUACCCCAUGAGUUUGAUAUGGUUCCGCAAGAAUGUAAAAAAAUAUAGUCGAGGUGAGAGAUGUCAGACACGUUAAGCACCCACGAUGUAUCACUCGUGCAUGCUGGUCUAAAUAUCUCACUCUGCUACGUUCUAUUAACGACGGUCACUUUUUCGCGCCCUAGCUCUCAUUGAACAUGUACAGCUUCGAAAAAAAAGAAGCGCUUCUGAAGAUAUUUAUUCGGAUUUCCCUGGGUAGAAUGCGACAACAUCACAAAAUAUCAUCGCCAAAAUAGAGAAGAAUGAGCCAAUGUUAUGUGCCAGGAAAUUUGAUAUUUUUCUUUCUAUUUAUCAGCUUACAUUUCGUUACAAUUCCCAAUUGUGGAACAAUAAAGUCGACUUUAACCUUCCUGGUGGGAAGACUGGACUGGACAAACAGGAGACUAAACUGCCAACCUACUGGAGCACACACUUCUCCAAGGUCUGUCUCGGUAUGAAGCUCGGCCACCAGGUGCGCUUCAUUAUGAUCAACAAGCAUGCAAACUCCCUGUACUCACUGAUCGCCGACGGAAAAUAUCGUGCCACCACAUUGGGUCGUCACCAAUGGAAGACUCUCUUGGGAUCCCAGUCCUCGCUGCAGGAGCAUUGUAACCUGGAAGGGUUUAAUGUACAUCCACGCCCAAAUCGCCGCAGGGUCAGAAUUGGUAUCCUUGGAAAUAACGAAAACCAUUGCAACUCUAGUGAUUCUAGAAUUGGUUUUGGUUCUGCUGAUUCCUCUAACGUUUGUGGUAAUGUGGCUGCAUGGAGAGGGGAUAAUGGAGAUAAGCAAAUAAAGGCCAUGGGAUACAUUUUCGUUCAGUGA
This is a messenger RNA of Pocillopora meandrina, 6730 nucleotides long. The record is from the annotation of a GenBank genome assembly. NCBI's taxonomy places the organism in Eukaryota, Metazoa, Cnidaria, Anthozoa, Scleractinia, Pocilloporidae.